AUGAUGAUCGGUGGUGGCGUCGCGACCCCUCCUGGUACUGCCAAGUCGGCGGCUGCGAUCGACGGCGAGAUGGUGCAGGUCGACGGCAUUGGCAGUGGUAGUGUCAGUGGUAGUGCUAGUGGUAGUGGCAGCCCUGCGACGGGCGCGACCACCACGCGCCUCGCCAGCAACGGUAGCAACAGCCACAGCGGCGGCAACAACGUCAGCGGCAGCAACAACAACAACAACAGCAGCGGCAGCAGCACGAACAACGGUGGCAGCAACGACGGGCACGGCGGUGUGACGAAUUGCUCGAGCAGCUCGGCGGCGGGCGACAAGUUCUGCUGCCAGGAUGAAGACGCGCCCGUCAGCACGAGCGUCGCGCGACCUUGGGAACCGCCGUCACCGACCUUCUCCCAGUCGAGGUCGCACCUCCUGCAGGUCCACCCGCCGCAUCACCAUCAGCACCCGACCGCCGCGCACCACCAUCAGCAGAUGAACGUUCCGGCUUCUCUGAUCGAUGGCGUAAGCUUGCAAAAUUGCACAGCGGGCCCGUUCGCCAGCGGCAAUAGCGGCGGUACAUCACGGCAGCGCUUAAUCGAAUUGUCGCACGGAUUAGGAGCACUGAGGCACUACAACGAUCUCGCCAACCACGUGUUGUCCCUAAAUCAGCAGGGCGCAGUCGUCACGAAACUUUUGGGUACGCUGCGUCCGCCGGGCCUGAUCGGCGGCAGUAAGCCGAAGGUAGCGACACCGGCUGUCGUCGCCAAGAUCGAGCAAUAUAAACGGGAGAACCCGACCAUCUUCGCCUGGGAAAUUCGGGAGAGGCUAAUCUCCGAGGGAGUCUGCAGUAACGCGACAGCGCCGUCGGUCAGCAGCAUCAAUCGGAUACUGCGGAACCGCGCGGCGGAGCGCGCGGCCGCCGAGUUCGCGCGCGCCGCCGGCUACGGGCUUUACGCGGCCGCCGGGCCGCACCCGUACUUCAACUCGCACCAGCACCCGACCACGAGCCACCAUCUGCCGGCGGGCUGGCCGGGCGCCCCGGGCGCGGCCGGACACCCGUGGAUGUUGCCGCCUUUAGCUACCGGUAUCUCCGGCGCGUCCGCACUGCUGUUGCCGCCGUCGCUGAGCCCCGGCGCCGCGGCCGCCGCGGCUGCGGCCGCAGCGGCAUCCGCGUCCGCCGCCGGCACCACCGAGCACGCCCUGCACGCCGCCGACGCGAUCGCUCGUGGUUAUUUGCAAGACGGUGACGGGGACGACGGAAGCUUGGACGGCUCGGAGCAGCCCAAGUUCCGGCGCAAUCGCACGACCUUCAGCCCGGAGCAGCUCGAGGAACUCGAGAAAGAGUUCGAGAGGUCGCACUACCCCUGCGUGUCGACGCGCGAGCGUCUCGCCUCGAAGACAUCGCUCUCGGAAGCGCGCGUUCAGGUUUGGUUUUCCAACAGACGGGCAAAGUGGCGUCGUCACCAGCGCAUGAACCUCUUAAAGCGCUCGCCACCACCGCCACCACCGCCACCGCAGCCGCAGCCGCCGCCGCAGCACUCCGCUACGUCCGCUAUGGAAAUCGGCCAGCGUACGUCCAGCUGCUCCAUUGCCGGCAUGGGCGGCGAAAGUAGCGCGUUCCGCGCGGUCGUCGCCAACUCCGUCGCCGGCCACCUCAGGGACGCGGACAGACCCGAGAGAAUCGAGCCGAAGCAGCCGGAGAGGAAGCCCAGCGCAUUCCGGAUGAUCAGUCAGCUGGUGGGCGACGACUCCACCGGGCUGUCCUCCUCGCGACCUAGCAGUCCCGCGUACGAGCAGCGGCAGGGAUCCGUGCUCGCGCGCGGACCGAGCCCCGGCUCGGCCCACAGGAUACGCUUCGAUCACGAGGACGAGGACGAGGAGAUCGACGUCCAGGACUCCGAUCAGGACGCGCCGUCGCCGCCGCCGCCGCCGCCGGUCGCUUGGAGGGACCAUUGGACCGACCAACAGCCCUUGGAGCUGACCAAGCACGAUCGUUGA
Messenger RNA from Dinoponera quadriceps, 1980 nucleotides. It is a transcript of the gene Eyg, whose product is annotated as homeobox protein abdominal-A-like. Gene Ontology annotation, molecular function: RNA polymerase II cis-regulatory region sequence-specific DNA binding; DNA-binding transcription factor activity, RNA polymerase II-specific. The record is from RefSeq and is a predicted model, not a curated record. Gene Ontology annotation, biological process: anatomical structure development; regulation of transcription by RNA polymerase II. The transcript is spliced from 6 exons. Lineage: Eukaryota; Metazoa; Arthropoda; Insecta; Hymenoptera; Formicidae. Bases 1 to 1980 code for a protein of 659 amino acids.